AUGCAGGAGACGCGGCUUCCAGACGUGGGCUCUAUCAGGGAGGAUAAUUACACAUUCUUCUGGCAGGGGAAGUCUCAAGACGAGCCAAGACUUCAUGACGUAGGAUUUGCUGUUAAAAACGCCCUUCUGGACUGUACUGUGCCACCAUCCGGUGGAACAGAGCGAAUUAUUGAUUUGAAAAUAUGCUCCUCAAGUGGCACUGUCAGCAUCCUAAAUGUGUACGCUCCUACCUUAUCAUCCAGCAUGGAAGAGAUGGAUACGUUUUAUGACUUACUCAGUGACAGAAUAGCCAAGGUACCUAGCACCAAGACACUGUAUAUUCUAGGGGACUUUAAUGCUAGAGUUGGAUCAGAUAACGACAUAUGGCCGAAUUGCCUGGGACAUCAUGGGGUGCGAAAAAUGAAUGAAAAUGGCCAGAGACUGCUUAAAGUUUGCUGCUUUUAUGGACUCUGUAUCACAAACACAUAUUUCCAGCUUACGGAUCAGCACAAGGUGUCUUGGAGACACCCGCACUCUCAUCACUGGCAUCAACUUGACUUAGUCAUUGCUAGGCGUACUGGUCUCAAAAAUGUGCUACUGAUACGAAGUUAUCAUAGUGCUGAUUGCAACACAGACCGCGCCCUAGUGGCGUGCACAUUGAGGCUCACUCCUAAGAAAUGUCACCACGCUAAACCGAGAGGUCAUCCCCGUACCAACACAGAUCAUGUUCAUGACACACAAAGAAAGCAGGAUUUUACCAGUAAUUUUGAAAGUGCUUUCCCAGGAAACGUGCAAGCAGAAAGGAAUGUUGAUAAGAAAUGGGUAAAACUCUCGGGUGCAAUCUACAACUCAGCAGUAUUGGCCUAUGGAAUAAAAGGAAAAAGAAAAAUGGACUGGUACGAGCAAAAUUUGGAAGAAAUGGAACCAGUCACUCAGGCUAAACGGAAAGCCCUGCUUGCUUACAAAAGAAACCCAAAUGAAAGAACUCGAGAUGACCUACGAAAAGCAAAGAACAGGGCACAGCAAACAUCCAGGAGAUGCGCAAAUAACUACUGGCUGAAUUUUUGUGCAGGUAUACAGAAAGCGGCCGACUCUGGGAAUGCUAAGGCAAUGUACGAUGGUAUUAAGAAAGCAAUUGGACCAACUGUCAGAAAAACAGCUCCUCUGAAGCCCAAGACAGGUUAA
Schistocerca piceifrons (Central American locust) is the source of this 1164-nucleotide messenger RNA. RefSeq names its product craniofacial development protein 2-like. Gene Ontology annotation, cellular component: nucleus. The transcript has a single exon. Bases 1 to 1164 code for a protein of 387 amino acids. Gene Ontology annotation, biological process: chromatin remodeling. NCBI's taxonomy places the organism in Eukaryota, Metazoa, Arthropoda, Insecta, Orthoptera, Acrididae. The record is from RefSeq and is a predicted model, not a curated record.